UUCAUACCAGGUUUAUUUUACUAAUCUUUUAUCUAAAAUAAAAAUAGAAAUGAAACGCAAGCUUUAAUGGAUGAUCAAGAAAAAUCAGAAGUCACGGAAGAAAAAUCGUCGCAUGAAGAAAAUAUUAUUGGAAAGAAAUUAGUUAACAAUGCAAUUGUACAAACUCAAAAUGAUGCUGGUCCUUCUGGAAUCAUAAAUUUACCAGGAGCAAUACCACUCUCGCCCAGGAGUAAUUUUAGAACAGGAUUAUCGAAGUCAGAACAUAGUAUCAGACAAAUAAUAACAAGACAAGAUGUCGCCGAUGCUCUUAAGCUUACGUCAUUGAGCAUUAGUAAAGCAAAUCAACCAAAAAAUGUUAAAAUGAAUGAAAUUAAAAUACCAAUACUAGAAAAAUUUGAAAAUAAAGCAGAUGAUUCUAUAACAUAUAAUGAACUAAAAAAAUUUAUGGCCUCUUGUUUCAAAUUGAAUAAAACUGAACCUACAUCUGUAAAUGAAAACUCAAGUGUGAGUGUUAUCGCUGCUAUCAAUACUAUUGCUAACGAUUUGGUACAAAAUGUUCCGAACGUAAGUCUUAUAACAGAUAAAAAAUCCGUAAAUGAGGCUGUAACAAAAAAUGGUCCUAAACAAAAUAAAACACCUGAAGACAGUAACAAAAAUAAAUCAUCGGGUAAUGCUUCUGAAAGAUCGAACUUAGAAGUGGUCCAACGCGAUUCGCUAUCAAGCAUUGGCUCCAAUGUUUGCAGGAUUUGCAUGACAAGAGGAAAAGAAAGAUUAAUAUCGCCUUGCAAUUGCAAGGGGUCGCUGGCAAACGUCCACCUCUCGUGUUUGCAAAGGUGGCUUAAUCAAGUGGGCAGAAACCACUGUGAGCUGUGCGGUUUCAGUUACCCGGCGAUCCGCACGCCUCGGUACACCGUGCUACAGGCGCUCCGGCUGUGGUUCUGCAAUCCACGGAAUAGGAGUCACCUACAGUCGGAUUGCUUGAUUUUUUGGCUGCUCUCCACGGUAACCGCCGGCCUCAUGGCGGUAUGCAUCGUUGGCACACAAUACUUUGUGAUUGAGGGUAACAAUUUUGGUAAGCUCGAUGCAGCUAGAAAAAGUGAAGGUAUAUCGCAUCGUAUCACCGAAACUGCUAUGGAUUUCUUCAUGGCUAUAGUUUUGUGUGGGUACUCCGUAACAGUGUAUUUCCUGUGGAAGGACCACUACGUGAUGUGGAACCGCUGGCGUCGCGCCAAUGUUAAUGUUCAGCUUCUGCUCACCCCGGACGCGAACCCUGUUCCUUUUGUACCGAGAUCUAGAUAUAACGUCGUUUGA
Molecule: messenger RNA, 1311 nt
Organism: Pararge aegeria (speckled wood butterfly)
Lineage: Eukaryota; Metazoa; Arthropoda; Insecta; Lepidoptera; Nymphalidae
Product: E3 ubiquitin-protein ligase MARCHF8-like
Exons: 5
Coding region: 67-1311 (414 amino acids)
Biological process (GO): protein ubiquitination
Molecular function (GO): ubiquitin-protein transferase activity; zinc ion binding
Source: RefSeq, a predicted model, not a curated record